This is a messenger RNA of Pan troglodytes (chimpanzee), 872 nucleotides long. It is a transcript of the gene PSMB9, whose product is annotated as proteasome 20S subunit beta 9. Lineage: Eukaryota; Metazoa; Chordata; Mammalia; Primates; Hominidae. The record is from RefSeq and is a predicted model, not a curated record. The transcript is spliced from 6 exons. Bases 163 to 819 code for a protein of 218 amino acids. Gene Ontology annotation, molecular function: threonine-type endopeptidase activity. Gene Ontology annotation, cellular component: cytoplasm; proteasome core complex.
AUCUGCCCUACACAGGUUAGCGCCGCGCGCAAAGCAGUCCCGCAGCACCCAGGCGCCUCCUGGCGGCGCAGCGAAGGGGCGGGGCUGUCGGCUGCGCGUUGCGCGCUGUCCCAGGUCCGAAACCAGUGCCCCAGGCGGCGAGGAGAGCGGUGCCUGGCAGGGAUGCUGCGGGCGGGAGCACCAACCGGGGACUUACCCCGGGCAGAAGUCCACACCGGGACCACCAUCAUGGCAGUGGAGUUUGACGGGGGCGUUGUGAUGGGUUCUGAUUCCCGAGUGUCUGCAGGCGAGGCGGUGGUGAACCGAGUGUUUGACAAGCUGUCCCCCCUGCACGAGCGCAUCUACUGUGCACUCUCUGGUUCAGCUGCUGAUGCCCAAGCCGUGGCCGACAUGGCCGCCUACCAGCUGGAGCUCCAUGGGAUAGAACUGGAGGAACCUCCACUUGUUUUGGCUGCUGCAAAUGUGGUGAGAAAUAUCAGUUAUAAAUAUCGAGAGGACUUGUCUGCACAUCUCAUGGUAGCUGGCUGGGACCAACGUGAAGGGGGUCAGGUAUAUGGAACCCUGGGAGGAAUGCUGACUCGACAGCCUUUUGCCAUUGGUGGCUCCGGCAGCACCUUUAUCUAUGGUUAUGUGGAUGCAGCAUAUAAGCCAGGCAUGUCUCCCGAGGAGUGCAGGCGCUUCACCACAGACGCUAUUGCUCUGGCCAUGAGCCGGGAUGGCUCAAGCGGGGGUGUCAUCUACCUGGUCACUAUUACAGCUGCUGGUGUGGACCAUCGAGUCAUCUUGGGCAAUGAACUACCAAAAUUCUAUGAUGAGUGAACCUUCCCCAGACUUCUCUUUCUUAUUUUGUAAUAAACUCUCUAGGACCAAAA